CGCGCUGGUCCAUUUAUGUGCGCGCUUAGUGCGCUCGCGCAGAGGGUGAUCUCUGCGAGCCAGGAGCAGCAUCCGCAGCUUUGUGAAGGUGGGUGUGACAGGCAGCAUCUUUACAACCGAACAAGACUGCAGGAAUUAUUUCUUUUUUACGGUCUGUUAAUUGACCUGCAGUGCACUCUGAAGAUGGCAUCCGCUGAAGAUAUCCAGGUCAAGGAGCUCGACAAAAGGGCCUCAGGCCAGGCCUUUGAGGUCAUCCUAGCCACUCCCGCCCCAGAUGCCAAGGGCAACUUCCCCCUGUCUCCUCCCAAGAAGACUGAUGUCUCACUGGAGGAAAUUCAGAAAAAGCUGGAUGCUGCAGAGGAGAGACGCAAGAAUCAUGAAGCCGAGGUUCUGAAGCACUUGGCUGAAAAGCGUGAGCAUGAGAAGGAAGUGCUGCAGAAAGCUAUGGAGGAGAACAACAACUUUAGCAAGAUGGCUGAGGAGAAGCUCAAUCAGAAGAUGGAGGCCAACAAAGAGAACCGCACAGCACUCAUGGCAGCGAUGAAUGAGAAAUUCAAGGAGAAGGACAAGAAGCUGGAAGAGGUCCGGAAGAACAAGGAAACCAAAGAGGGAACCUCGGAAGACUGAAAGUUGCAAUGGGGGGAUUGUAUAGGGUUUUUUACGUAUCCAAAGAUUGAUUUAUUUUUUGUUUGGCCAGUAUUUUUGUUGUGUUCACUACCCACCUUUUUGAAAUAAGAAAUACAAGUUCCACUUUGUGACUUUUUCAAUUUUCCUGCUAUAAGUGUACUUGCGCUGGUUUUACAUGUGGAUCAGUCCCCCCCUUUGUUUAGUCUAAUCCAUUUGAUAUGUAGCUUGUCAGUGCAGCUUCUGCCCUUUUUUGAGAAUUAGCAGUGUGUACUUAUCCUUUUUUGAGGAAGCAUGUUUCUAUGCAUAGGUCUUUUAUCCCUGCCUAUUUCAUAGUGGCUUUUUGAAAAUGUUCCUGUGAACCACACCUGUUCUCGGCACUUACUGUAUAUUUAAAAAAAUAAAAAAAGUAGCACAAGGUUUGAUCAAGGCGUUGGCUGUUAUACAUGCGGGUGUUUAGUGCAGCUUUGCUACCCAGAAUCUGCUUGUUUGCUCCUGCAGGUCAUGUUUUGUGCUGCUGCUGAUUUCUUCGCUUUUGUAAAAAUAUGGAGUAGUCUCAAAGCACAUGAAAUCAUCGUAAAAUCGUGCUGUAUAGCUGUGAAUUAACAUGCCAGACAUGUAAAUGGAUGCCAUCUUGAAGGUCACUGAAUGGGGGUCCACACAUGGAAUGCAACUGAGCAAUACACUUUGGCAUCUCAUUAGAUACAGUGGCUAGUUGACUUGAACUGUUGUACUAAAACAAAUAAAAAAAAAAAAAAAAUGGAAACGCA
This is a messenger RNA of Acanthopagrus latus (yellowfin seabream), 1394 nucleotides long. RefSeq names its product stathmin-like. Gene Ontology annotation, biological process: regulation of microtubule polymerization or depolymerization; neuron projection development; microtubule depolymerization. NCBI's taxonomy places the organism in Eukaryota, Metazoa, Chordata, Actinopteri, Spariformes, Sparidae. The transcript is spliced from 5 exons. Gene Ontology annotation, cellular component: cytoplasm; neuron projection. Bases 16 to 627 code for a protein of 203 amino acids. The record is from RefSeq and is a predicted model, not a curated record. Gene Ontology annotation, molecular function: tubulin binding.